AUGGUUGCUCCGCCGGCGACAAACCAGCUCGAAUUCAAGGUCUCUGCCCGUGCCGAUGGCGGGAAUGUGCGGGGGAAGACAAUGCGUGGUGCAGGUCGGCCGGCUGUGCGCAAGAUUGCCCGACUCGAUGAUCAGUACAGCGAGGUCGAGGAAGGGUUGGUUCUAAAGACACUCCAGUUUUCGCAGCUCGUCAUUAGCCCAGAGCUGGGUCAGAUUCACGUCACCAUUCGAGCUGGUGUGCUGCGUACGUCCGAGGGCGACGGCGGUGGGACUAUCAAGGGCCGCUCGGCCACUUCAGCCGUGGACGAAAAGCGAAAGAAGAACUCAAGCGCUGAAGACCGCCGUGCUCAGAACCGUGAGCGCAGUACGACCAUGGCACGAUCGCCUGAGCGCAAGCCCAAGUUACGACGCAAGCGUGCCGCUAGCGAAGCAGGGCCAGCCGGAACUCCGAAGAGGAAGAGGUCGAAGCGCGAGAGUGCGCUUGACGAAAGCCCUGAGCCGGUUUUUAUCGACAUCCUGCCGGAUCCCGCUGAGAUCAUCGAGCUUCUAGAUAGUGACGACGACGACGAUGACGACUGGCCGAUCGCACUUUGA
Messenger RNA from Trichosporon asahii var. asahii CBS 2479, 594 nucleotides. RefSeq lists its product as uncharacterized. The transcript is spliced from 3 exons. Bases 1 to 594 code for a protein of 197 amino acids. The record is from RefSeq and is a predicted model, not a curated record. Lineage: Eukaryota; Fungi; Basidiomycota; Tremellomycetes; Trichosporonales; Trichosporonaceae.